UCUGCAGAAUCAGACCACCCAAGAGAAACUUGUGAGUGCUGUCCAGGACGGACUGAAUAACAUUUUCAGUAAACGCAGAGAAGAGGCUGAAGAGGAAGUUUACCUGCUGCAGGCAAGGAACAAGGACUUGAAUGCCAAGUGUAUUAAUUUAAGAGACCAAAUCCUGCUGUGCGAGACAGACAAAGUAGAAAGAGAGAGAACAGUCCGCCAGCUGCGGCGAGAACUUAGUGAGGCUCUCAGAAAGCAGCGGAUGUCGGAAACCUCCCUUAGAGUUUCUACCCGUUUGUGUGAUGACCUCAAGGAAGAAAAACUGCACUUGCAAGAGGACUUGGACAGGAUGAAAGCCAAGGCCAGUGAACUCUUCCAGCAGCUGGUGAUGGAAUCCACAAAAUCUCUGCAGCUAGAAAUUAGCAAUCAGAAGAUGCAAGAACAGGUGGUUUGCCUCCAACAGUGCUUACACACCAAUACGGUGGAUCAUGCCAAAAUAGAGGAGUAUAAAAGAGAGAUUGAAGAAAGAGCCCACCAAAAAAUAAGGCAAAAACUAGAAGAAGUCAAUCUCUUUUUGCAG
Struthio camelus australis is the source of this 568-nucleotide messenger RNA. The record is from RefSeq and is a predicted model, not a curated record. NCBI's taxonomy places the organism in Eukaryota, Metazoa, Chordata, Aves, Struthioniformes, Struthionidae.